AUGAGCUUGAUCAAGGCUAAGGUAAACCAGUCCGACAUGAAGGAGGCCAUGCAGCAGUGUGCCGUCGACGUGGCCGCUGAGGCUCUCUGCGGAAACAAAAGCCCCGUAGAGGUUGCUACAGCUGUUCGGGAGGCCUUUGACCAAAGAUAUGGCAGCUCAUGGACAUGCAUUGUUGGCAAGGACUUCAGCAGGUUUGUAGUCAAUUCCCAUGUCAUUGUAAUCACACUCGCACCCGUUUUGCACAGAUUUAACAGUUGGUAUUUAAUUUGUGUUUAUUGGGUAAUUUGCGUGCGUAUAUCUUGCUAGUUGACGUCUAACUACCUCUAUCGAAGUCUGACUUACGUUUUUUACCAAGUCGUUGCAACUGUUCAAAUCUUAAAAGUCAUCGUUGAUUUCCCAACAAAGGGUUUCUAUUAUUCUAAAAUCCCACACAACACUUAAAAAUAUACAACAGAUAUCUUUUGAAUGCUUAAGCAAUAAAUUCGCUUAAAAUUGUGUACUUGUCUGAAAAGAAUAUUUUGUACACCUCCGCACCUCACAUGAUGUUUUCUCUUCUAGCAAUUCCGUUAAGCCUUUUUUACUGAUUGCAUUCUACUAGUCUUACUCAAGAUGAGGUAUGCGGAGGGCCACAUAUAUGUCUGUUUGCUUCUUUUGUUCUAGCUCCUUUGCCUACGAAAAGAAGAAGCACAUCUCUCUUGAAAUCGGCGGUCUUCAGAUUCUCCUAUUCAAGAGUGCUUAA
Messenger RNA from Spirometra erinaceieuropaei, 739 nucleotides. NCBI's taxonomy places the organism in Eukaryota, Metazoa, Platyhelminthes, Cestoda, Diphyllobothriidea, Diphyllobothriidae. The record is from the annotation of a GenBank genome assembly.